Messenger RNA from Mangifera indica (mango), 1146 nucleotides. Its product is annotated as putative KHG/KDPG aldolase. The transcript has 10 exons. The coding region runs from base 28 to 780 and encodes 250 amino acids. The record is from RefSeq and is a predicted model, not a curated record. Gene Ontology annotation, molecular function: lyase activity. Lineage: Eukaryota; Viridiplantae; Streptophyta; Magnoliopsida; Sapindales; Anacardiaceae.
UUUGCGUAAAUUCAGAGAAACCAAAAUAUGUUGAAGAUAAUGGCGCUCCCACCAUUCCCAGUAUCUACUUUUAAAGUUUGUUGCUCUUCCUCUCAACUUCAACUCAACCAACCCCACUUAAAGCACAUUCAGAAUUCUGGUGUCAUCGCUUGCCUUCGUGCCAACAGUAAAGAUUUGGCAAUUAAAGCAGCUCGCGCUGCAAUCAGUGGUGGCAUUUCAGUUAUGGAGAUUGUGAUGUCUACCCCAGGUGUGUUUGAGGUUUUGCAAUGUCUUGUGCAGGACCAUCCUACAAUGACCUUAGGGGUUGGGACUGUUUUAAAUGUUGAUGAUGCUAAAAUUGCAAUAAAUGCUGGGGCCAAGUUUCUCAUGAGUCCUGCUACAGUUAAGGGGAUUAUUGAUGAUGUCCAAGGUCAUGAAGUUCUGUACAUACCUGGUGUAAUGACCCCAACAGAGCAAAAUUUGCAGAUAUUGUCUGCACAUGAUGCUGGUGCCAAAAUUGUCAAGGUUUAUCCUGUUUCUGCAUUAGGUGGUACCCACUAUAUAUCAGCACUUACGAAGCCUUUUCCUCACAUCCCAAUAGUUGCAUCUCAAGGCAUAACAAUAGAUUCAAUAGGGGACUUCAUUGGUCAGGGAGCAACAGCAGUUGUGUUGUCAGAUGCCAUUUUCAAUAAAGAAGCAAUGGCUCAAAAUAACUUUGAUGUAAUAUAUCAACUUGCCAGCCUUGCAGCUUCGCAGGGUAAAGAAGCUGUACAAUGGAAGAGAAGUUGCAUGCCAGAUUAAUUGCUUUAUGUAUGGCCUGUAUAUUUCGUAUCAUCUCAUCAACUGCUGACUGCUUCAAACGCAUACUGAAUAAUAUACGCACUAAAGGGAAACAUUCCAAUGCAGCAAGAGAAUCAAGUAAAAUGACGAGUUUUCUUGUCUUUCAUAACAAUUCAGUGGCAAAUAUUUCCUUCCCAGCUGUUGGAUUAAUGAUCUUUACAUUUUUAUUGGUUGUGUUCUUAUCAGUUUAUGUUGAUAGAAUGAAUGAGAGCAUGUUGACAGCAUGAAGGGCUGAUUUGUGUUUGGAGGAAGAGACUUGUGAUAUUCCUAAUUUGAUUUAGUUUUUGCAGGUCAAUUUGGAUAACCAUGCUAAUUUUGGUUUUUCUA